Mercurialis annua (annual mercury) is the source of this 1415-nucleotide messenger RNA. RefSeq lists its product as uncharacterized. Gene Ontology annotation, molecular function: FAD binding. The record is from RefSeq and is a predicted model, not a curated record. NCBI's taxonomy places the organism in Eukaryota, Viridiplantae, Streptophyta, Magnoliopsida, Malpighiales, Euphorbiaceae. The coding region runs from base 41 to 1309 and encodes 422 amino acids. The transcript has 4 exons.
ACCCGUACGCUAUCAACUUUGUAGAGACAGAGACAGAGAGAUGAGUAUGGAAGAGAUGAAGCAGAGGCCAAAGGCAAUCAUAGUAGGAGGAAGCAUUGCCGGGAUUUCAUGCGCACAUGCUCUCAUUUCAGCAGGAUGGAACGUCGUCGUUCUCGAGAAAUCAACCUCACCUCCUCAGAGAAACGCCACCGGCGCCGGAAUUGCAAUGGACCCUCUUUCUCAGAAAAUCAUCAAGUCCUGGAUUUCUCAGCCUCAGCUUCUUCAAGAAAUCACCAUCCCUCUCACUAUUGAUCAGAACGUAGUGACAGAUGGAGACAAGAUUAGGAUACUGACAAGAGAUGAAAAAUUCAAUUUCAGAGCUGCACAUUGGUCUGAGCUCCAUGGCCUUCUAUUCAAUGAUCUACCACCUGAAAUAUUUCUGUGGGGUCACCAUUUCCUGUCUUUGCACAUUUCUAAAGACAGGACCUCUGUUAGCGUUAAGGCAAAAUGUGUUCAAACUGAUGAGAUCAUUGAGAUAAAUGGGGACUUGCUUGUCGCAGCGGACGGCUCUCUCUCUUCCAUUCGCAAGACCUUUCUUCCUGACCUGAAACUAAGGUAUUCUGGUUACUGUGCUUGGAGAGGGAUUCUUGAUUUUUCAGGUAAAGAGAAUUCAGAAACUGUUCUAGGCAUCAGAAAGCUGUAUUCUGAUUUGGGCAACGGCGUAUACAUCCAUCUUGCUGGUGAAACUCAUAGCGUUCUCUAUGAACUUGGCUAUGAAAAGCUCAAUUGGGUUUUGUUUGUUCAUCACCCUGAACCUAAACUAAAGGGAAAUUCAGUUACCAUGAAAGUAACCAGUGAUAUGAUAAAUAAUAUGUACAAAGAAGCAGAGAAAGUUUGCCUUCCAGAGUUUGUGGAAUUAAUGAAAAAAUCAAAGGAGCCAUUUCUAAAUUUCAUAUAUGACUGUGAUCCUUUAGAACAGAUAGUUUGGGACAAUGUGGUGCUAAUUGGAGACGCUGCACAUCCAACAACCCCUCAUGGCGCAAGAAGCACUAAUAUGGCAAUUGCAGAUGCUGCCAUUUUAGGUAAAUGUCUGCAGAAAUGGGGUGCUGAAAAUUUAGCCUCAGCACUGGAAGACUAUCAGCGUCUUCGCCUACCGGUGACCUCGAAACAAGUCCUAUACUCUCGGAAAAUGGGUCGAAUCAAACAAGGGUUACAUGUUCCUGGUGUUAAGACCUUUGAUCCGAAAACAGCGAGUCCAAAAGAAUGUGAAAAGCUUCUUCCACAUAAGAAUAUGCCUUUCUUUUAUGGUGUUCCCGGCUUGGACGGUUGAUACACGAUUUAUCACUUGAUCAGUUAUAUAUAUGUAAUCUACAAUAAGUUGUAUGUUUGCAGAGAUUGAAUUCCUGCACUUUAAUUUUCUUUAAAAUCAAACCCUU